AUGAGGCCUGAGAACCAGAGCAGCGUGUCCCACUUCCUCCUGCGGGGGCUCCCCAUCCGGCCCGAGCAGCAGGGCGCGUUCUUCGCCCUGUUCCUGGCCAUGUACCUGACCACGGUGCUGGGGAACCUGCUCCUUAUCCUGCUCAUCAGGCUGGACGCUCGCCUGCACACGCCCAUGUACUUCUUCCUCAGCCACUUGGCCUGCUCUGACGUUGCUGUUUCAUCUGUCACCGUCCCUAAGAUGCUCAUGAACAUGCAGACUCAGGACCAAUCCAUCCCCUAUGCAGGGUGCAUUUUUCUGUAUUUUUUCAUAGUUUUUGGUGCUUUUGACAAUCUCCUUCUAGCAGUGAUGGCAUAUGACAGGUACGUGGCCGUCUGUCACCCUCUACACUACCCCAGCAUCAUGAGGGAGGAGCUGUGUGUGACGCUGGUGGCUGGCUCCUGGGUUGUCUCCUUUGUCCAUGCCCUCUUGCACACCCUCCUAUUGGUCCGACUCAUGAAGCCUGAGAACCAGAGCAGCGUGUCCCAUUUCCUCCUGCAGGGGCUCCCCAUCCGGCCCGAGCAGCAGGGCGCGUUCUUCGCCCUGUUCCUGGGCAUGUACCUGACCACGGUGCUGGGGAAUCUGCUCAUCAUCCUGCUCAUCAGGCUGGACGCUCGCCUGCACACGCCCAUGUACUUCUUCCUCAGCCACUUGGCCCUCACUGACGUCUCCUUUUCAUCUGUCACCGUCCCUAAGAUGCUCAUGGACAUGCAGACUAAGUACAAAUCCAUCCCCUAUGCAGGGUGCAUUUCACAGAUGUAUUUUUUCAUAUUUUUCACUGACCUGGACAGCUUCCUGAUUACAGCAAUGGCAUAUGACCGAUAUGUUGCCAUCUGUCACCCGCUUCACUACACCAUCAUCAUGAGGGAAGAGCUGUGUGCUUUCCUAGUGGCUGUGUCCUGGAUCCUGUCUUGUGCCAGCUCCCUGACCCACACCCUCCUCCUGACCCAGGUAUCCUUCUGUGCUGCUAACACCAUCCCCCAUUUCUUCUGUGACCUUGGAGCCCUGCUCAAGCUGUCCUGCUCAGACAUCUUUCUCAAUGAGUUGGUCAUGUUCACAGUAGGGGUGGUGGUCAUUACCCUGCCAUUUAUAUGCAUCCUGGUAUCUUAUGGCUAUAUUGGGGCCAACAUCAUGAGGGUCCCUUCAACCAAGGGCAUCUGCAAAGCCUUGUCCACAUGUGGGUCUCACCUUUCAGUGGUGUCUCUGUACUACGGGGCAAUAUUUGGGCAGUACCUUCUCCCAACAUUAAGCAGUUUCAUCGACAAGGACAUUAUUGUGGCUCUCAUGUACACAGUGGUCACACCCAUGCUGAACCCCUUUAUCUACAGCCUUAGGAACAGGGACAUGAAAGAGGCUCUUGGGAAACUUCUCCGUAGAGCAACAUUUUGCUCACACUGA
Rhinolophus ferrumequinum (greater horseshoe bat) is the source of this 1437-nucleotide messenger RNA. RefSeq names its product olfactory receptor 1J2-like. Gene Ontology annotation, molecular function: G protein-coupled receptor activity; olfactory receptor activity. The record is from RefSeq and is a predicted model, not a curated record. Gene Ontology annotation, cellular component: membrane. Gene Ontology annotation, biological process: G protein-coupled receptor signaling pathway. NCBI's taxonomy places the organism in Eukaryota, Metazoa, Chordata, Mammalia, Chiroptera, Rhinolophidae.